AUGUCGGCAGGUGACUGGAGCGCAGAAACGGGAGAAAGUGCAAUUCCGCUUACGGAGAAUGGAUUAAUUUUGCAUCGUCAAGGCAGCAAGUUCUUUAAAAGGUGGCGGCUGGUGUACUGUGCCAUUGUCAACGGCGAGUUGCGCCUGUCUACAGGUCCCACGAGCACGCCCUACGUCCACCUCAAGCUGUUCGGCUGCCACAUCGAAGCCCAGUCCAAGAAGCGGUUCGGUUUCACCAUAACGGUACGUGAAGUUACUCAUGAUAGAGAUUAG
Messenger RNA from Sphaeroforma arctica JP610, 273 nucleotides. RefSeq lists its product as hypothetical. NCBI's taxonomy places the organism in Eukaryota, Ichthyosporea, Ichthyophonida. The record is from RefSeq and is a predicted model, not a curated record. The transcript is spliced from 2 exons. Bases 1 to 273 code for a protein of 90 amino acids.